Messenger RNA from Closterium sp. Naga37s-1, 486 nucleotides. Lineage: Eukaryota; Viridiplantae; Streptophyta; Zygnematophyceae; Desmidiales; Closteriaceae. The record is from the annotation of a GenBank genome assembly.
AUGGAGAACAGCCGCGCUGCCAGUCAUGAAAAUAGAGCGGCAAAUGAUUUGCCACUUGAUGAAGCGACAGACCUGGAUAACUCUUGUGGGUGUUGUUCUUUAGCAUCUUGUAACGGUCCGUUUUGCAAGCUUCGCAAGCCCUUCACCGGAGAAUCUAAUAAUGAGGAUGUGGAUCCCGAGGCGCCGGCGAGAUGUCGCACGGUGUCGUUCGACGCGUCGCAAGAAACGCAUUACGUCAUCGUCGUCCACGGCACGUUCGACGCGCCGCCGGACGACGGAUCGCGCACGUGGUACCAGCCCGCGGCGCCCGGCGAAAUCAACUUCUGCAGCAAGAUCGACGCGCGCCUCGCGGAGGGGCCGCUCGGCGGCGGAUGCGUGUGGCGCGACCUGCCGGCGGAGCCGCCGGCGCGACUCCGCAUUCCGUAUCCGUUUCACUGGGAUGGCACGAACACGCAUGAAGGGCGUAUCGACGCCGCGCACAAGGUU